Molecule: messenger RNA, 3535 nt
Organism: Phyllopteryx taeniolatus (common seadragon)
Lineage: Eukaryota; Metazoa; Chordata; Actinopteri; Syngnathiformes; Syngnathidae
Gene: zw10
Product: zw10 kinetochore protein
Exons: 16
Coding region: 118-2430 (770 amino acids)
Biological process (GO): mitotic spindle assembly checkpoint signaling; mitotic cell cycle; endoplasmic reticulum to Golgi vesicle-mediated transport
Cellular component (GO): chromosome, centromeric region; nucleus; RZZ complex
Source: RefSeq, a predicted model, not a curated record
CGUAGCCAAUCAAAACGCCUGGCGCGCGCUGUGCUGACUCGUUUUAGUUAUAAAAAUAAAUAAAUAAAUAAAAAUAAAUCCAGUAACAUAUCUAUCCAUAUAACCUUGCGUCACGGAAUGUCGUCGUUUGUCACCGAAGUCCUCGCCAGCUCUGGCAAACUGGAGAAAGAGGACCUGUCCAGUAAAAUCAGCAAAAUGUCGCGCAAGAUAGACGAUACCAAGGAAGAAGUGUGUGCUAUGAUAAACAACCGUUAUAGUGACUUCCUGCCGAGUCUACAAGCAUCUGAGGACCUCAUGGUGCAGGUCGACGAAGUCUCCAAAGAAAUGGACACCCUUAAAAAUUUUAUUGAGAAUGAGGUUCAACUAAAUAUCCACGUGGCUGUAGCCGAGUAUACAAAGUACAAGGAGCAGCUGGAGAAAAACACAAUCAUCACCACCAUGCUUGGACACCUAAAAGAGUUUCACAAUGCAAUGGAGGAAUUCAACAAAGCCCUUCAGGAGAAGAAGUAUGUUGAUGCUGCUAACCAGCUGGAAAAGGCGAGGGCGAGCGUGGAGUCCCUCAAAGGCUGGAAGGCGACGCAGCUCCCUCUGAUCAGCGCGCUCAGCUCGGAGUUGACGGUGCAGAGGGAAAACCUCAUGUAUCACCUGGGAGAUGAAUGGAAGCGCCUCGUCAUCUGGAAAUUGCCCUCCUUAAAAGACCCUGCAGGCGUGGCCUCCUUCCUAAAGGUGAAGCUGUGUCUGAGCCAUUCUCCUGAAAAGGACAGUAAACCAGAGCCACCUGCUGAGCUGUGCAGCGUCCUGCAAGCGUUGGCCAUCCAGGGAGACCUUCAGCGGAAGAUCAAACUCUUCAGUCAGGUGCUGCUGAAGAACAUGUUGAAGCCGGUGGUGCUGCACCCGUCUCUGAAUGUGUCGGUGUCCGAGCAACAGCAGGGAAAGGGGAUCGUCCUGACCUUCCAGCAACUGAAGGGGAGUCACGGGGAGCACGCCACUCCGUCGCAGGUCUACAGCAAAGUUCUCCUGGUGCUGAAGACGCUUCACUCAAACCUCCUAGAUGUGGCGAUCCGUGACAAAAAGCUGUCUACUAUGUUGGGGGAGCUGAUAUGGGAGGAGCUUUCCCGAUGCAUCAUCCACGAGUGUCUGCUCUACUCUAUCCCCACCAACAGCAGCCAGCUGGAAAAAUACAACACAGUGAUCAAGGAGACGGAGGAGUUUGAGAAGGCUCUGAAGGAGAUGGAGUUUCUGCAGGCCGAAUCCACAGACCUGCUUAAAUACGCCAGAGACGUCAACUGUCACUUCGCUAGCAAGAAGUGCAAGGACGUCAUCGUGGCGGCACGCAAACUCAUGACGUCCGAAAUGCACAACACCGUCAAGAUCACGCCAGACUCCAAGCUGCGUUUCCCCAAGCUUCCUGCUCCUGACUCAUUGCCGCGGGUGACGCGGGAAACUCCCAGCAAGCAGGCCGCCGCCGCCAUGGAGAACGGCAGUCAGCUGUCGGCGUCGAGCAUGUGUCUUCCGGCGUGUCGCAUCAGCGAGUCUGUACAGCAGCUGAUGGAGCUGGCUCUCAAUACGCUGGGCGAGGCUGUCGGAAGCUCCACACAAUGCGCAUCCCAACUCUUUUUCACCGUCCGAAACAUCUUUCAGCUCUUCUACGACGUUGUGCCGACAUAUCACAAAGAGAGCCUUCUCAAGUUUCCCCACCUGGCUGCCAUCCAGCACAACAACUGCAUGUACUUGGCCCACCACUUUCUCACCCUGGGCCACCAUUUUAGACCCCAUUUGCCACAGCCCCUCAGCCAGGGUGUGGUCACCUUCGUCGACAUGGUGCCAGCAUUCAGGAAAUUAGGCGCUCAGUGCUUCCUAACGCAACUGAACGUCCAGAGGGCAGAACUGCUGGAGCGACUGUCCGCUGCUCACAACUUCUGCAACCUGGACGACGCCGACAACUACACAGCAGCUAGCAAGGCCGUGAGGCAGGUGAUCCAUCAGUUAAAGCAGCUAGGAAAGGUGUGGCAGGACGUCCUACCGGUUGCCGUCUACUGCAAAGCCAUGGGCAACCUCCUCAACACGGCCAUCAUGGAAAUGAUUGCCAAGAUCAUUAUGCUGGAGGAUAUCUCUUCGGAGGACGGCGAGCACCUGCACACUCUCUGCCAGACGGUCAUCGAGGAGGGCCCGCUAGUCUUUGUGCCGCUGACCGAGGAGCAAAAAAAUAAGAAGUCCCAGGAGGAGGUUCCCCUUUACGUUAAAAAGUGGAGCACUUUCAAGGAGCUGGUCAUCGUGCUGCGCGCCAACCUCCAGGAGAUUGUCGACAGGUGGGCAGACAGUAAAGGUCCUCUGGCAUUGGAGUUCACAAGCACCGAGGUGAAGAGUCUGAUCCGGGCCUUGUUCCAGAACACGGACAGGAGAGCCAUGGCUAUGACCAAAAUUAAAUAGAGGUUUGGAGGCGGAAACGACCACAAACGAAAGACUGAAACACACUAAGCCACAACAUUAAGUAUACACCUGUACCCAAUGAGUUCUGCCUUUACAAUAGUAACCAUGCUCAGUUUUGAUUUGACAAUGUCAGAGAGAGAUUUGAUAAAGAAAAUGUUUGCAGUAAAGUACAACUGACCUGUCUCUAAUAUUUUAGUGACCUUAAUUAGCUAGACGAGAGUGGGGGAAAAAACAAAAACAGCUCUCAGUAUGAUAAAGUGCACUUCUACACCACUACAAAGCAGAUUUUAGGCUGUUUGAAAGUUCGUGUAUGGAAACAGGCUAUACAGGCAUACCUAAUGAAAUGUCUGAUUGGCUCAUGUACUGUACUGUAUUUCUUCAAAUAGAAAUAGCCCCAAAAGUCAGCAGUCUCUGGCACCAUCUUGUGCCUCUAAUUUGAUAUACAAUAAACCACCGCGGCUCCGAAAAAAACAACCAAUCAGAGACAGCAGGCAUGACUUAUAAGGUGUCCGUCAAUCAGAUGUCACGGCGAGGCACGGUGUGCCCACAGGUGUGUGACAAAUAAUAAAUUAUUUAAUUGCAACAUAUGGCACAAAUUUUAAUAAAAAUUAGACCCAAAUAAACAUAUUUCUUAUUAAAUGCAAAUGUUUUUCAUUUAGAAAUACAACUGAAGUGUACGUAGGCAAAAACCAUUCAAAAUAAAGGCCUUCUACCAUCUGCAGUUGAGUUAAUAAACACUAUUUGCCAAACAGUGCAUCUCCUAAUUUGGUAGCAGUGUGUUUGAAUUGCUUAUCUUUAAUCGGUGGAAUGUUCCUUACCCACACACGUCUCGCAAUCCCAGAGAUUAUAUUUAUGCUUUCAUCGUAUACCUUAUAUAGUGUGUUUACCCUGGCGGUUGUGUAAGCACUGGACCCCCAUCUGUUCACACGCACGGUUAAUGUUUUACUGCAAUACUGCACUUCUGUACAUUGAUGUGAAUCUUUCCUCCGUAACCAUAUGCAGUAUGUGUGUGUUCAACCGCACCAUCCCUCAAAAACAACAGUUUGUACAAAGGAACAUAAAGCUUACCCUGCAUGCCAAUAAAAGUACUGUAUUACAAAAUUAA